Molecule: messenger RNA, 522 nt
Organism: Aaosphaeria arxii CBS 175.79
Lineage: Eukaryota; Fungi; Ascomycota; Dothideomycetes; Pleosporales
Exons: 1
Coding region: 1-522 (173 amino acids)
Source: RefSeq, a predicted model, not a curated record
AUGGCUCUUUGGAAGGGUAGUACAUACAAAGCCAAAAUACGCGAGGAACCAGGCUGGACGAAGCAGACGAUCAAAGAUUUCGCCCAGGCCGGUUAUAACAAGAUCAAGGACAGAUUCACGGGCGGAGCAGUCUUGGUAGCAGCGCUGUGGAUUCACGGUGAUGGUUGUUACAUCGUUUCUAAGCCGCGAGGCGAUGCCAUGGUGGACUUCAUGUUCGCCAACAGGCUGACUGCUCCGGCUUGGAACAGCUACAACGAGGAAAGAACAGACCCAGAUUUAGAGGACCGCUUUCACGCCGAGGAUGGUGCUUGUUUCUACGUAGAAAAUAGAUUGCCACUCAGUGGCAAAGUGCCUGCCGGGGGUAAUUACGAGGAGAUCAGCGGGGGUAUUCGCCCCUUCAUCGCUAUAUACGGAAAAUACCGCAGUUCUGAUAAGGAAGGGUUUAAACCACCUUGCGGUGGAGGUAACGCAGACCCACCUUGUACCUUGGAAAUGAGUUGGCUUCAUAUUGACUACAACUGA